UCUAAAUCAAUAAUACAAAAAAAUGGAAUGAACCAAGGAAGAAUAGCAGACUUUUUAUUUGUCGCAUUUAUCAUAUAAAUUCAUGAUUCCGACAAGAAACUCAUUAUCUUCUAGCUAAUAUGUCUUUGAUGUUACUCUUAUUACAUGUGAUCUAAUCGGAAAACCGAUAACAAAACGCGUAAGCAUCGUCCGAAUUCUAUAGCAAAUAGCAAAUGACGUAUAUAUUUUAUCAAAUUAUCAGCGUGAAAUUGAAUUCUAACAAUUAGCGAUAGCAGGUCGAAGUGAUUCGUCAGGUCGCUUCUUCAUGUGAAUCAAGAUGCGUUUGAAUAAGUGGGUCAGAGUUUGUAGAUCAGGAAUGGUUAGGGCAAUCCACGCGAUAGCUUUUGCUUCUUUACCUGCAUUUGGUGGUCAUGUAGUUCUGCAGAGGUACCUGGUACGCUCCUCCUCUUUUAGUUCUCUCCUACUCUUUCUGAUCGUUUUUACCCACUUUGAAAUUUGAUUACAUAACCUGUUACGUAAAAAUUUCAGAUAAAUUAUAUUAUACAAAAAAAUAAAUAUUUAUAAUAUAUAAAUAUUUAAAUUUUAUUGCGAAUAAAUUCAAUUAUUUUUAAGAUUACAACUUUUACUUUGUUAAAUAAUCUUGAUCUAAUUUGGAACAAAAUGAUUAAAUGUAUUCAUGACCUUUGAACCUCGAGUGGUCAUUCUUAUCAGACAAUUGAUCACCAUUCACGAAUCUUGUAACAUAACUUACAAAACACGAAAAUGACGUGAUCAUGCAAUCUUAUCCAAUCCGCCGAAUAGUUGGGGUGGUUUAAAAUGCUUCCAGGGCGCACGCUUACGGAAUUCUAGAUUCUAACACAUAUCUCGUGUCGUCGAUGACGUUCAGUCGGAGUUUUGCUUUCGUUUCAUUGAUUCUCUAUUGUAACUCAAAUUCAUAUCUAUUCGAAGAAUGUCGUCUUUAAUCAUACAAUAUCGAGGUUAUUCUUCUAUUAAAUAAUUUAAAUUUGAAACAACAAUUAUUUAGAAAUUAGUUAGAAAUUAAAACUGAAAUUGGAAUCAAAUAAUGUUGAUGAGAUGUCGAAGAUUCAACAGGAUAAAGUAACGUUGACGUCCUCGGGCUCAUCCUUUUCAAAACAAAUCUUACUGCAAUGAAGUGAAAUUAAAGAGCAAAAAAGUGCAGAAGAACAUACAGAUUUGCAAGUGCGCUACAUGAAAGCGAACGAUGAGGCAGCAUCGAAUUUGGAGCCGAUUAGCACGAAUAAAGCGGAUAGAAAUGAAGAACAUGAGGAUGAUUCCAUUGAUCCCAACACAAAACCAAUGGCUGAUGUAACAGAAAUUCAAGAAAAAAUUCAGCCAAUCUCAGAAAUUCCACCAACUUUACACGAACGGUUUAUGAGAGUUAAACAAAUGGUAAAAGAUGCUAUAGCUGCACACCAUACAUUUAUGGUUUAUGGAAGGGCUCGAGUGAUUCGUGAGUGUAUGUUAAAACGAGGAUGGUGUGAAAAAUUCUAUAGAAAGAACAGCGCUGGCGACCAACAUUAUAACGCGGAUGCAAGUCCUAUAAUACUUCUAGCUGGCAUUGGGGAUUUGAAGGAUCAACAAAGCGAACGCCUGUUAAUUUCUAAAAUGUUAACUAAUCAUACUGUGGACUUUCUCUGGAAUACCGGAUCAGAAUGGCCCGGUUGGCCAGCACAAGAUAACAAGACAACGAUUUUUAACAGAUAUUAUCGAGCAGGAUUUACCUCGAAGGUGGGCUUAUGCUCGAACGUCAGACAAAUGCACUGGUAUUACGAAGCUGGAGUGGCGAACACCCUUUUUCCACGUUGCUAUAAUUUAUGCCAAGGAGAUCAGAUGCACGCUUUCAUAGAAGAUUUUCGAUUCACGGCAUGUCUAAAUUUAUUAAAAUGGUUAGUUAACAAGAUAAAUGUUGAAGGUGAAAAUGCAGUUAGAUCACCAACUGGCACUGUGCCUUUGAAGGCAUUAGAAUUCGCGAUUAAACGAGGCAGUGAUUAUAUUAGCGCACAAUCGCACGAAGAUAUCGAUCAAGAAGUCGAAAGGAUUUGGGCGCAUCAAUGGGACCAAUUUAUCAGCUGGUACUAUCAAAUCGUUCACGGUCAAUCUCUCUUCAUUCGAAACAAUGUUCCAUUUCAAAAAUUCUUCCUGGCGUCGAAGCAUAUUCUAAAGAAAAUGAAGAAAUAUUGGCCACAAAUCGACAUGGAUGGUAUAAUGAACGUGUGGAUUAUGAAACCGGGAAAUAAAAGUCGAGGCCGAGGAAUUGUUCUCUUAAAUAAACUAGAAGAUGUUAUGGCGAAAAUGAAUCCAUCAACUAAAUCAGAUACUCGUUAUGUCAUACAGAAAUAUAUUGAACGACCGUUGUUGAUACAUAAUACUAAAUUUGAUAUCAGACAAUGGUUUAUCAUUACUUGCUCCCAGCCUCUAACUCUGUGGAUAUAUAGAGAAAGUUAUCUACGAUUCUGCUCCCAGAAAUUCAGUCUGACGGACUUCCACGAGUCGAUUCAUUUGUGCAAUCACGCGAUUCAAUGCAAGUACACAAAUUGCGGCGAUAGAAAUCCUGCGUUGCCUUCAGAUAAUAUGUGGGAUGCUACGACCUUCAAAGAAUUUCUCAAAUCUCAGGGACACGACAAAGCGUGGGAUGAUAUAAUUUAUCCUGGAAUGAAGCAAGGUUUAGUCGGUUCUCUAUUAGCCAGUCAAGAGGCUAUGGAUCGCCGAAAAAAUAGUUUUGAACUUUAUGGCGCAGACUUUAUGGUUAUGGAUGAUUUUUCUGUCUGGUUAAUUGAAAUCAAUAGUCAUCCUGAUAUGAGUUACUCGAGUAAAGUUACGACACGCUUGUGCAAGCAAGUUUUAGAAGAUACCAUAAAAGUGGUGAUAGAUUACCGUGAAGACAAGAAUGCGAGUACAGGAGAAUUCGAACUAGCUUACAAACAAAGAAUGUCCAGUUGUCAACCGUAUUUAGGUGCAGCGUUGUCUCUUCAAGGAACUAGAAUAACCACUGGAAAGAAAUCCACUUUGGUAAACAAUGAAGAUUCAAAAGUCAGUCUUGUUUCAAAGUCCCCAAUGACUUGUUUGACAAAGAAAAAAUCAAUUACACAUAAUCAAAUUGGACCAGUAAUUGUUGAUUUGAUCGAAGAAUUAGAAAUACAACUUGAUCAGGAAUUUUAUGCUUAUUAUAAAAUGGAUUCACCCAAAUUAAGACAAGCACUACCUAUGAGUAUACGACCGAAAUCUUUAAUAACUACUGUGUUAAUUGAUAAGCAGGAAUCGACUAUGAAAAGUGCCCCUGUGGUUCGUCCGCUUUCUAAUACUAAAGCAAAAUUUCCCAUCUUGACACAAGAAAAAAUUGUAAAUACUCAAAAACACGCAUCACGUCUAUCGAAAAAAUCACAUACUUUCGCUGGGACACCUAGCAAUAAAGUGGAAUCUCCUGUGAAGCAAUCAUUGGUUUCUAAAGUUAUGGCUUUUCAGAAACAAUCUUCGAAUCAAAAAACAAAAUCGAACCAAAAAAUUGAAAAACCUUUGAAACAAAAUAAUGAUAAGAUUAAAACUGCCGUACAAGAUGUCAUUAAAAAGUACAAAAAAAAUACUACGUCUGUCAUUCCUCCGGAACCACAGACAUUACCAUCUGUUUUAACAACGAACAAAGUUAAUCAACCAGUUAUAAAAAAUAAAAAUCAUAAUGUUUCAAAAAAAAAUUCACAUCAAAAUAAAAAUAAAAUUUUGUCUGACAUUACGGAUAUGUAUGCCGUUGGUUUAAGAUUAACUAAUUAAUAGUUAAUCUGCCUAAGCUGCACUUGUUACUUGGGAUCACUGUUGUUCUCCAAGUUCUAUUUGAACUGUAUUUGUAAAUGAUCAAUAAAAAAAACUGUAUUAUCAACCGUUAUAA
Molecule: messenger RNA, 3901 nt
Organism: Apis cerana (Asiatic honeybee)
Lineage: Eukaryota; Metazoa; Arthropoda; Insecta; Hymenoptera; Apidae
Product: tubulin glycylase 3A-like
Biological process (GO): protein polyglycylation; cilium movement; cilium assembly
Cellular component (GO): axoneme; microtubule cytoskeleton
Molecular function (GO): protein-glycine ligase activity, initiating
Source: RefSeq, a predicted model, not a curated record